This is a messenger RNA of Toxorhynchites rutilus septentrionalis, 2500 nucleotides long. RefSeq names its product beta-1,4-mannosyl-glycoprotein 4-beta-N-acetylglucosaminyltransferase. The coding region runs from base 237 to 1886 and encodes 549 amino acids. Lineage: Eukaryota; Metazoa; Arthropoda; Insecta; Diptera; Culicidae. The record is from RefSeq and is a predicted model, not a curated record. Gene Ontology annotation, cellular component: membrane. Gene Ontology annotation, molecular function: beta-1,4-mannosylglycoprotein 4-beta-N-acetylglucosaminyltransferase activity. The transcript has 2 exons. Gene Ontology annotation, biological process: N-acetylglucosamine metabolic process; protein N-linked glycosylation.
GAGAACAGAACGAACGCGAUAGAAAUCUCACAUUCGGUCGCCAUCACAUUUAAUGAGUCAUUCAAUCUGGAGCAGCUCGCAGUUUCGAACAGUCGCUAAAAUUGCUAUCCGUGCUGGUGAAAUAAAUCGAUGUCAAGAUGUAUGUAAAAGAGUGUCGAUAGUUUUAUGCCAUUACACAAAUCGGAGGGGAAACAAUGUGAGAGACAGUCAAAGCGCUGUGAUUUUUCGGCAGCUUAAUGUAUAUGACGAGCAAAAAACUGGACGUCAAGUUGUUCCUAUGGGGUCUGUUUCUGCUGCAGCUCUCACUGAUUUCGGUGUUUCUGGCGUUCGGUUCGCUGCUGGUCAGCAACAUACAGCAGGAUGACACGGCAGGGACACACAGUCAGCCGAAGCCUGGCGAACCAGUCAUUCAGCCGAUAUCGUGGUUCAAUGUGAAAUUCAUUAGCAACCAAAGUGCGGCUCCAGAAGCCGUGGGAGCAAAUCAGCCGACAACCGGACCACGCGUUGGACAUGUGCGACAUCCGCGGUUCAAGCCGUUGCAUCAGAUAAGCGUCCCAAAGCCGGACAAUUACACGAAAUAUUACAGGCCCAUAUACUACCACGACGGCUACCGGGAGCGGAAGAAGCUAUGCUUCAUCGAGGGAACCCAUUUCCCGUCGGAGAGGCCGAACAACAAUCACCAAGGCACCACUCUCGAAAGAGAGCAACACGCAAAACGAACCAAUGAGACUGAGCUUGAAGCAGGGGUGUUAGAUGUAGUAGCAAUAGUAGCGACGACGACGACGGGGACGAGGACGCCCGAGGAGGCGGGCGAUGAUGAGCAGCGAGAUAUAAGCAAUGAAAUUCUGCCGGAUGGACGCUGUCGCUGUCUACCGGAAUGGCACGGGCCAGAUUGUGGUCAGCCGGAAGUGCUCUGGAGGGCAUUUAUAGCCUCGAGAAUCCCACCUAGAAACCAGACGGCGGCACCGCGGAAGGUACCCAAACAUGUAUUUUACAUUAUAGAAACGAAUUUUAUCAGUGUGGAAGUGCUGGAAAUGCAGAUGAUGGAAUUGCUCGAUAUUGUGAGUUUGUUUGUGCUGUGUGAUCGGCAGCUGGCGGCUGCUAGCGGAGCCAAAAGUGAAUCGUAUGCGAUUGGGGCGCACAUCUCGAGUACUGACUUUCUGAAAAGCAAUCAGAAAAAAAUUCUGCUGCUGGAAGAUCCCACCUGUAGUGGCAGGAAUAUCUUUCGGAAAAUGAAAAAGUUCAUCAAUAGAAGUGAUAUGCACGCGGAAGAUAUAUUAUUAUACAGUAGAACGGAUGAAAUCCUAAAUCGUAGGGCAGUGAACUAUUUCCGGUGGUAUGACAAUUGGCCCCAACCUGUUCGGUUCCGGCUCAAAUACAACGUGUUCGGAUUCUUCUGGCAGCAUCCGGAAAGCACAACGCUCGGAAGCGCUGUCUGUCAAUUAAGUACUGUAGAUGAGGUGUAUCGAUCAGAUCCGGAGGAACUCCUACGGAUCGACAAACCAGUGAUGUUAAUUGGUGAUCUGAACCAUUAUGGUGGCUGGUACUGUCGCCAUUGCUACCAACCAAUAGAUGUAGUAAAAUAUUUAGAAUUUAUAGCUUUAGUCAAUACCACUAGUAACGAUAGCGCUAGCACAACUAAUCAAUCAUCGUAUCUUCCUGACCUCAAAAAGGGUACUGUACUGAACGCGGAGUAUGUUCAGAAUCUAGUUGCCAGUGGGAAGUACUUCGAUGGCAAGCUGAAUCUCAUAAAAUUGCAACGACACGUCGAUAAGUACUAUGCGCCAGAAUACGUUCGAAAGAAUAGCUGGAGAUUCGACAAUAUUGUCAUCAAUCUGUUCGCUCGGUGGGAGGACAGCGUCAUAGACGACGAGUAUUUCAGCUAGAAAAACACUAAAUACUCUUCAUAACCUAUCAUCGAACAUCAUCAUCAUCAUACGACAUAAUCAGCUCAGCAACCUGUCAACCUCCUAUCAUAGAUAUCGAACACACACACACACACACACUAUCCAUACGCGCAUAUAGUUCGAAUCAACAAACACUCAAAAUUCUACUCUCAACUACUCUCAUUCUCUAAUCGUGUUCUCUCGGAAGCGAGGUUAGACUGUACCCGUGCUGGAGAACCUAUAAACAAGCGUAACUCAAAAUAUGUUCAAAAUUUGUAGAUAGCAAGCAAAUGAACGAAAUACGAUUUUCUAAUGGAUUUGUGUUGGUUUGUCUAAUUUAGGAAUUAGUGUAUUUUUAGGUGAAAUAUUGGGGAAACAAAUUGAUAUUUUGACUCGGAGAGAAUUCUCGAUAUCGGCCGUUGAUUUUUUUUACAAAUAAUCAAACAUGAUAGAAUAUCUAACGAAGUAGUAGCUCUAAGUAUGUACCUAUACCUGAUAAAUUAAUCUGCAUAAUGUGACAGAUAAAAUUAUUAUUAUUAAUUGACUUAAAUACUUCAUUUUACGCUUUGUGAUUUCUUUGCUCUUUCAACAAUCCGUGAUAAUAAUAUUUUACG